UCCGUGGACAGUGAAAGCAGCUUCAACGGAAGUCAUCGGCCUCGGCUGCCCGAGCGGAGCAGCAUCAGCAACUACAAAGUCAUCGCGGGCAGGCGCCAGGUCAUCAAGAUGAUGGUGGCCGUGAUGCUGACGUAUUUCAUCUGUCUCCUCCCUCUCCGCUGCAUGCAGGUGUGGGCCCUGUUCGCCUCCGACAGUGACUUCACGACCUUGGGCCAGGAGGUGUAUCUCAAUCUGAUCAACUCCAGCCGCAUCCUCAUGUACUUCAACAGCGCAUGUAACCCGAUUAUUUACGGUCUCCUGAGCUCGAACUUUAGAGCCGCUUUCAAGCAGUCCUUCCGCAACUGCAGGAUCAGCAGCAAGGACCGGUGGAAGUACAACACGGCGCACUACAAC
This is a messenger RNA of Lymnaea stagnalis (great pond snail), 393 nucleotides long. The record is from the annotation of a GenBank genome assembly. Lineage: Eukaryota; Metazoa; Mollusca; Gastropoda; Lymnaeidae.